AUUGUGUAUGCCGAAGAUGUGGACUGGUUCUCGUCAUUGCACUGAACUUUCCUGUUAAAUGACAUCAGAAGAAGCAGAGCAGCCCUCUGCAGACCCAGGCAUGCUCAUGGACUCUGUGGAAACAGGUGACACAACUCCUCCCACCAAAAGAAAAAGCAAGUUCUCAGGUUUUGGCAAGAUCUUCAAGCCAUGGAAAUGGAGGAAAAAAAAAAGCAGUGAUAAAUUCAAAGAGACAUCAGAAGUUUUAGAGCGAAAAAUAUCUAUGCGAAAACCAAGAGAAGAGCUGGUUAAACGAGGGGUUCUAUUGGAAGACCCUGAGCAGGAUGGUGAGGAUCCAGGAAAGCCGAGCCAUGCCACGUUAAAGAAUGGCCACACCACACCCAUAGGGACUGCCAGGUCGUCUAGUCCAGUCCUAGUGGAAGAAGAGCCAGUGAGAGUAUCAAGUCUUAGGAAUCUUAAUCCAGAAGAUGAUCCAAAGAAGAGACUAGGCUCAACCGGAAGCCAGCCUAACUCUGACGCAGAGUCUGGUCCUGAGCAUGUACCUAAGCAGCCUCUACUCCCCCCAAAAAGACCCUUGUCCUCUUCUUAUGAAGCAAGUGAAGGGCAAGCAGAGGAGGCCACAUCUGGCAGCACAGCGAGGCCCGUCUCCUCUACUUCUGGCUCUGCCACCACACGGGUGGUCCCUGCUGCUGCCGCAGAUACAUCAAGGACUGCUGAUUCCUUCGUCACCCCUGCCCCAGCCCCCAGGACUCUGCCCGCUGCGCCUGCCAGCACUAGCACUACUGCCACCCUGAGUUUUACUCACACGGCCCCUGCCAAGCAACCCCCCAUCCCACCCCCUAAACCAACUCACAGAAGCAGCAACCCUGUUAUUGCUGAACUAUCUCAAGCAAUAAACAAUGGCACACUGUUGUCGAAACCAUCCCCACCCUUACCACCCAAGAGAGGCAUUCCGUCAACCUCCGUACCCACCUCUGAGCCCGCUGCUGCGCUCACAAGAACAGCCAGUGAAAAAACUGUGUCUGUGUGUUCAGAACCACCGCUGAUAAUCCCGCCUUCCUCCCCUUCUCCCCCACUGCCUACUCACAUACCUCCAGAGCCCCCACGGUCCCCACUAUUCCCUGCUAAGACUUUUCAAAUUGUGCCAGAAGUUGAGUUUUCCCCUUCUUUAGAUCUAUCCCAGGACAUGUCCCAGCAGGAAGAUCAGAAAAAGGAAAUCCCCAAGAAGAUAGAGGACCAGAGCUUUUCUGAGCCCCAUGUACCCUCCAGACUGCCCCCACUCCCACUACAUAUCCGAAUUCAGCAGGCCCUUGCCAGCCCCCUUCCCGUGACCCCACCCUUGGAAGGCACACACAGAGCUCAUUCGCUGCUCUUUGAGAACAGUGACACCUUCUCUGAGGACAGUGGUACCCUGGGUCGGACCAGGUCACUUCCCAUCACGAUUGAGAUGCUAAAAGUUCCAGAUGAUGAAGAAGAAGAGCAGACCUGCCCAUUGGCAUUUGUUGAAGACAUGACAUCUACCUCAGUCACUCCUAAACUACCACAGUUUCUGCAAGAGGAAGAAAAGGAGAGUGACUCAGAUUCAGAGGGUCCCAUUCAGUAUCGAGAUGAAGAUGAUGAAGAUGAAAGCCAUCAAAGUGCCCUGGCCAACAAAGUGAAGAGGAAAGACACACUGGCCAUGAAGCUGAGCAGCAGACCCAGUGAGCCAGAACUGAACCUGAAUUCUUGGCCUCGUAAAAGCAAGGAGGAGUGGAAUGAAAUACGGCACCAGAUUGGGAACACGCUGAUUCGGUAG
Psammomys obesus (fat sand rat) is the source of this 1795-nucleotide messenger RNA. RefSeq names its product phosphatase and actin regulator 4 (gene Phactr4). Gene Ontology annotation, biological process: actin cytoskeleton organization; neural crest cell migration. The record is from RefSeq and is a predicted model, not a curated record. NCBI's taxonomy places the organism in Eukaryota, Metazoa, Chordata, Mammalia, Rodentia, Muridae. Gene Ontology annotation, molecular function: actin binding. The coding region runs from base 59 to 1795 and encodes 578 amino acids. The transcript is spliced from 8 exons.